CUGUUGUGUUCCAUGUAUAUUAAUUGUAAUCUCUCAUAAAUAUAACAUUGUUCUCAAUAGCUCUCUCUGUGAUCAGCGAUAGUAAAAUGAAUUUGGAGAGGUAUGGAAAGCAGACGGUGUUGGUGGGGCCGUGGGGCGGGCAAGAGGGGCAAUAUUGGGACGACGGCGUGUACUCGAGGGUGAGGCAAGUGGAGGUGAGCCAUGGAGAUGUAAUAGAUUCUAUCAGAAUCGAAUACGACAUCAAUGGAAGAUCCAUCUGGUCUGAAAUUCAUGGUGGCACUGGAGGCUCCAAGAUAGAUAAGAUUAGGAUGGAGUAUCCAGACGAGUACCUAACGUGGGUGCACGGAUAUUUCGGGCAUGUGUACGAACGGGGGCCUGUGUUCGUGCGAGCCCUCACGCUCCACUCCAACAUGAGAAGCUUCGGACCUUUCGGAGUGGAACAAGGCACGUAUUUUGCGUUUCCCCAAUUGCAGGGAAGGAUCGUCGGAUUUCUUGGCAAGUCUGGCUGGUUUCUCGACGCCAUUGGAGCUUACAUCGAGCCUCUACAAAACCCUCAUUCUAUUUAUUACUCCACCUCUCAACCAACCCAUACAUAUGAGUAUUCCAUGAUCCAAGGAAGCCUCGGCACCAACUAUGAUCUCAUCCUUGCUCUCAGGCAAAAGGAAAACAAUCGGACCACUUAUAAUCCCACCAAUCUCUCUCCUCCCAACUCUCAAUCAUCCAAAAUUUUUACUAAUCAGAAUGGCGGUGGCGGCACGAGUGAGAAAAUUAUUGAGAGAGUGGCAUCUAAGAAUAUAAGUGGGGUGGUUACGUCGGGGCCGUGGGGCGGCAGCGGAGGGAGCGCGUUUGACGAUGGUGUGUACGACGGCGUAAGACAGAUCAAUCUGUCGCGUAAUGUGUGCAUUGUUGCCAUUCGAGUUUGUUAUGAGCGCAACGCCCACAUCGUUUGGGGCUCCAAGAAUGGCGGCACAGGAGCCUUCAAGACCGACAAGAUUGUUUUUGAUUAUCCAUCGGAGAUGUUGACCCAUGUGACGGGCUAUAUUGGGCCUGCGAUGAUAAUGGGUCCAAACGUGAUGAAAUCGCUGACCUUCCACACCACAAAAGGCAAGUAUGGGCCCUACGGAGAGGAGGAAGGGGAGUUCUUCUCUACUAAGUUGCAGGAAGGAUCCAUGAUCGUCGGAUUUCAUGGACGGAGAGGAUUGUUUCUUGAUGCAAUCGGCGUUCACGUUCUAGAAGGCAAGAAGCAGCACAUGUACAUGUCUCCCACAACUAAUAGUAAUACCAAAACCUCUGCUUCAAACCAUGCCGCAUUGGUAGCUAAAAAGGCAGCCGAAUGGCCUUUCAAAUUUGGCAAGCGAGGACAAACCGAUGAGGUUGUGCAUCGAACAGUGAAGGAUCCAGCUCCAUACGGGCCGGGGCCGUGGGGCGGGGAAGGAGGGAAGCCGUGGGAUGAUGGAGUAUUCACAGGGAUCAAGCAGAUCAUUCUUACAAUAACAGAUGCAAUUAUCUGCAGCAUCGAAAUCGAGUAUGACCGAAAUGCACAAUCUGUGUGGUCUGUUAAGCACGGCGGCGAUGGGGGACAGACGGCAAAUCGGGUGAAGCUAGAUUGCCCGAACGAGGUGUUAACAUGCGUAAGUGGAUAUUACGGUGAGAUGAAGAAGGAGCAAUUGCAAGGAAGUAAAGUGAUCCAAUCAUUGACAUUUCACACAAGUAGACGGAAAUAUGGGCCUUUUGGUGAAGAAAGUGGCACGUAUUUCGCGUCGGGAACGACGGAGGGGAAGGUGGUGGGGUUUCACGGCAGGAGCAGCACGUAUCUGGACGCUAUCGGAGUACACAUGCAGCAUUGGUUGGGGAAUAGAAAAUCCUCCAAGCCUUCAUCACUUAUCAAAUAUUUUUCUUGAUUCACUUGUUAUUUUCUUCAGAUAUUGCUAUUUUAAUACACCUCAAUAUAUUGCCCUUUCCGAAGCUGUUGUUGGCAGAUUUGAACAACAAACAACAUUAUUAAAGAAAUUUGAUAUUGUUACAAGUA
Messenger RNA from Salvia miltiorrhiza (redroot sage), 2029 nucleotides. RefSeq names its product jacalin-related lectin 3. The record is from RefSeq and is a predicted model, not a curated record. The transcript is spliced from 7 exons. The coding region runs from base 87 to 1901 and encodes 604 amino acids. Gene Ontology annotation, molecular function: carbohydrate binding. Lineage: Eukaryota; Viridiplantae; Streptophyta; Magnoliopsida; Lamiales; Lamiaceae.